Messenger RNA from Sinocyclocheilus grahami, 1639 nucleotides. It is a transcript of the gene upf3b, whose product is annotated as UPF3B regulator of nonsense mediated mRNA decay. The transcript is spliced from 10 exons. The record is from RefSeq and is a predicted model, not a curated record. Gene Ontology annotation, cellular component: cytoplasm; nucleolus. Gene Ontology annotation, biological process: positive regulation of translation; nuclear-transcribed mRNA catabolic process, nonsense-mediated decay. NCBI's taxonomy places the organism in Eukaryota, Metazoa, Chordata, Actinopteri, Cypriniformes, Cyprinidae. Gene Ontology annotation, molecular function: mRNA binding. Bases 177 to 1556 code for a protein of 459 amino acids.
GCUCCUCGCUUUAUCGAGAGACUCUUUGCGCCAUGAGCUGUAGCCAAUCAGAGACGCCUGCUGGUGGUACGGAGAAACAACUGCGGAAAGUUGGGCAGUGAAGAGAUAGCAGACACGACUGAUAACAGCGAGAAACAUACGAAGUAAGACAUCGCUGCAAAAGUUGGCAAAGCAUCAUGAAGGAGGACAAGGAAAACACGCGUCCCAGAGAAAAGAAAGUGGAAAUAAAAUGUGACGAAAUUGAGAAAGCAGAGAAGCCAAAUAAAGAGAAGAAGGAGGCUAUGACAAAGAUUGUGAUUCGACGUCUCCCUCCAAGUCUAACUAAAGAAGACUUAGUGGAACAACUGCAGCCUCUUCCAGAGCUGGAUUACCUGGAGUUUUUCUCUAGCGAUACUAGUCUUUUCCCUCAUCUGUUUGCAAGAGCCUAUCUGAAUUUCAAAAAUCAAGAUGACAUAGUUCUCUUCAGAGACCGGUUUGAUGGCUAUGUCUUCAUUGAUAAUCGAGGUCAAGAAUAUCCGGCAAUUGUUGAGUUUGCACCAUUCCAGAAAAUUGCUAAGAAAAGGAGCAAGAAGAAGGAUGCAAAAAGUGGAACAAUUGAAGAUGAUGUUGAUUACAAAAAUUUUUUGGAGUUCUACAAUGGUGACGAGGAAAAAUUUCCUUCCAACCCUGAGACUUUACUUGAAGAAAUAGAGGCCAAGACAAAGGAACUCAGUGCUAAAAAAACAACACCUCUAUUGGACUUCCUUAAGAAUAAACAGAGGAUUAGAGAAGAGAAGAAAGAAGAGAGGAGACGGAGAGAACUCGAACGUAAACGCCUGCGAGAUGAAGAACGGCGCAAGUGGAAAGAGGAGGACAGAAGAAAAAGAAAAGAGGCUGAGAAAUUGAAAAAAGGAGAAAAGGCUGAUAAGGACCAACCUAAAAAUGAACUGCCAAAAAUCAAGCUCUUGAAAAAAACAGAGAAAGCAGGUGAUGGUGAUGCUGAGAAGCCAAAGGACAAGCCCAAGAAACAAGACCGAGAGAAACAGAAGGAAGAUCGACCUCCUGUAGGAGGAGACCCAAAGAAGCGUCAGAAUGGUGAACACAGAGAGGAGAAGGGGGGAAAGUCAGAGGAUAGUGGGCAUAAAAAUUUCAGAGAUCGUGAUGGAGAGCGAGACCGGGACAGAGAGAGAGAGCGAAGACAGAAAGAAAAAGAACGAUUCAGAAGGCAGGAUGAAGAGCGAAGGAAAAGGGAACGUCAGGAUAGAGAAAACACCUACAAAAAGAGAGACGAGGAGGGGAAGAAGGACAAGGAGCGUGUUUGGGAGAAAAGAAAGAAUGAAAACGCCGGAGAGUCCUCCGUUAAUGCUCACCCUGAAAAGCCAUCUAGGGACAACAAAAAAGAAGACAGUGCCAAAAAAGACCGUCUGAGAAACAAGGAUCGGCCUGCAAUUCAGCUGUACCAGCCCGGGGCGAGGAGCCGUAACCGGAGCGGAGGAGGAACAGGAGGAGAUGAACCGGCAGCAGAGAAGAGAGCUGAGCAGGAGUCCAAGAACACUCAAGAGAAAGCUGCUGAGUGAGGAAACAGCUCUGUGCUGGCAUGACAUGAUAUCUCGAGAGAGAGGAGGGGCUCUGUUCUAAUCAGGACAAACACCUCAAAAAC